This is a messenger RNA of Staurois parvus, 354 nucleotides long. Lineage: Eukaryota; Metazoa; Chordata; Amphibia; Anura; Ranidae. The record is from the annotation of a GenBank genome assembly.
UGAUUGCUCGCCGGCACCUGGGGAUCGCCGAGUAUUACCGGCAGGGGAGAGACCUGUGUAUAUACAACACAGAUCUCUACCCUGUCAGUUCCUGCACACUGCUUUGUAUGGCUCUACCAUAGAAAGCAGUGUGCUUAUAGUGUAAAGCACACACACAGCACACAGUGUAAAACAGCACACCGUUAACCCUUUGAUCGCCCCCAUGUUAACCCCUUCCUGCCCAGUGCCAUUAGUACAGUAUCAGUGCUUUUUAUUAGCACUGAUCACUGUAUUGGUAUCACUGAAGAUGUCAGUGACACCAAGUCAGUUCCCCCCAGUGUCAGAAUGUCUGCCGCAACCCCACUAAGUCUCUGA